Molecule: messenger RNA, 812 nt
Organism: Chelonia mydas (Green sea turtle)
Lineage: Eukaryota; Metazoa; Chordata; Testudines; Cheloniidae
Gene: MGST1
Product: microsomal glutathione S-transferase 1
Exons: 4
Coding region: 174-641 (155 amino acids)
Cellular component (GO): membrane; mitochondrion
Molecular function (GO): glutathione transferase activity
Source: RefSeq, a predicted model, not a curated record
AGGGCCAGGCCGACGGGGAGGGGAGUUCGGCUAGGGGCGUGCCAAGAAGGAGGGCGAGCUGCUCCAGUGGGCGGGCCGGCAGCUGGGAGCGCCGAGCCAGUGGGGGUCGGUGCGUGUGAACCUUUCGCCUGCCCAGCCGAUCGGAAGCCAGGUCUUCAGUGAGAUACGCAGAAAUGGCUGAACUUUCCCAGCUAAUUGACAGUGAGGUGUUCCUGGCUUAUGCUACCUAUACAACCAUUGUCCUUUUAAAAAUGAUGCUAAUGAGUCUUGUAACAGCAUACUUCAGAAUGACAAGAAAGGCCUUUAGUAACCCAGAAGAUACAGCAACGUUUGGCAAAGGUGAGAAUGCUAAGAAGUUCCUGCGGACUGACCCAGACGUUGAACGUGUGCGCAGAGGCCACCUGAACGACCUUGAAAACAUUGUCCCAUUUAUUGGCAUUGGUCUGCUCUAUGCCCUGAGUGGCCCUGCUCUGUCCACAGCUUUGCUGCACUUCAGGAUCUUCGUUGGGGCUAGAAUCUUUCACACUAUCGCGUAUUUGACACCUCUCCCCCAGCCUUCCAGAGGCUUGUCUUGGGCAGCUGGGUAUGCAGUUACUAUCUCAAUGGCAUACAGGCUGCUGACAACUGGAUUGUACCUGUAACUAGAACACAGCCUCAUCACCCCCUCGACAUUCCACAUGAAGUUUCUAACAGUGCAUUAGAUUAAACAUGGCUAUCUUAAACGAACUGUCUAAUUUUUGUAACAAUUUUUACAUGGUGGCUAGGGCUGCAUUUUUAACAAAGAGGCUCUUCAUUCCUGUUUGAAAUGUUUC